This is a messenger RNA of Zootoca vivipara (common lizard), 912 nucleotides long. The record is from RefSeq and is a predicted model, not a curated record. NCBI's taxonomy places the organism in Eukaryota, Metazoa, Chordata, Lepidosauria, Squamata, Lacertidae.
AUGGACCGCUGUGAGACAUGCAAAGAGAACUACUAUCCAAAUGAAGCCAGAAACAAGUGUGUUCCCAAAAACCUAAGUUUCCUGUCCUAUGACGAGCCCCUGGGGAUUGCUUUAGCAUCCUCCGCUCUUUCUUUCUCGCUCUUGGCUAUAUUUUUGCUAGGAACCUUUAUUAAACACUGGGACUCUCCCAUAGUCAAAGCCAACAACCGAGAUCUCAGCUGCAUCCUCCUCUCCUCCCUAAUGCUCUGCUCCCUCUGCCCCUUGCUCUUCAUUGGCCGGCCAAGGAUGGAGACUUGCCUUCUCCGGCAGACAGCCUUUGGAGUCAUUUUCUCAGUCUCUCUUGCUACGGUCUUGGCCAAAACCAUCACUGUGGUUCUGGCCUUCAAAGCCACAAAGCCGGGGAACAGAAUGCGGAAAUGGCUGAGACCCAGAGCUGCACAUGGUUUUGUACUGUUCUGUUCUCUCAUCCAGGCUGGGAUCUGUGUGGUCUGGCUGGGAACCUCUCCCCCAUUCCCAGAUUUUGAUACCCACUCGGAGACUGGGUACAUUAUCCUUGAGUGCAAUGAGGGCUCCGUCACUGCCUUCUACUGCAUCCUAGCUUACAUGGGUCUCUUGGCUUUGGUGAGCUUUACGGUUGCCUUCCUGGCCAGGAAGCUGCCUGACAGCUUCAAUGAAGCCAAGUUCAUCACCUUCAGUAUGCUGGUUUUCUGCAGUGUCUGGGCGUCCUUCAUCCCAAGCUACCUGAGCACCAAAGGGAAAUAUAUGGUGGCUGUGGAGAUCUUCUCUAUUUUGGCCUCCAGUGCCGGGUUACUAGGCUGCAUCUUCUUCCCCAAGUGUUAUAUUAUUCUGCUGCGGCCAGAUCAGAACAGCCGGGAGCAUUUCACUCAAAAAUUAAACUCUGGAGUCAAGUAG